Erinaceus europaeus (western European hedgehog) is the source of this 5509-nucleotide messenger RNA. RefSeq names its product sulfatase 1 (gene SULF1). Gene Ontology annotation, cellular component: Golgi apparatus; plasma membrane; endoplasmic reticulum. Gene Ontology annotation, molecular function: calcium ion binding; glycosaminoglycan binding; N-acetylglucosamine-6-sulfatase activity. The transcript is spliced from 22 exons. The record is from RefSeq and is a predicted model, not a curated record. NCBI's taxonomy places the organism in Eukaryota, Metazoa, Chordata, Mammalia, Eulipotyphla, Erinaceidae. Bases 548 to 3157 code for a protein of 869 amino acids.
UGGGAGUUUUCAGACCUCCAGUUUCAGUCCUGCCUGCAGCUCUAGUCGGUAAGAGACACCCAGCCCCAGCAAUUGGAUUGGGCAGCCUGUCUUGACACACCACUGUGCUGAGUGCUUGAGGACGUGUUUCACCAGAUGGUUGGGGUUAGUGUGUGUCAUCACAUUCGAGUGGGGAUUAGGAGCAGGAAGGCUGCCUUGCUGGAGCUGUGUGGUCUCCUCCAAGUGAGAGUUGCAGGCAAGAAAACUACUUUGCGUUUGGAAGAGGAGGAAUUCAUUUUCAGCAGCCACAAGAAAGGCAGUUUUUUUUUCAGGUAUUGUUGCCUCUGGACCAUCAUCUAAAGAAGGCGAAAUUGCUCAAUGACAUGCAGUUUUUCAGGACAGAAAAACUGUAGAAAAUCUUCCAAGGACCCCAUCUGCAGAUGUUCUGAAUACCACUGAAUGUAGAAAUUGAUUAUUCAACCAAGAUACCUAAUUCAAGACUGUCCAGACCUGCAGAAACCAGGAGGCUGAGACAUACAGUUGCUUUUGCAACACUGGACCAAACACAAUGAAGUAUUCCUGCUGUGCUCUGGUUUGGGCUCUCCUGGGCGCUGAACUGCUUGGGGGGCUCUGUUCAACUGUUAGAUCUCCAAGGUUCAGAGGACGGAUACAGCAGGAACGAAAAAACAUCCGACCCAACAUUAUCCUUGUACUCACAGACGAUCAAGAUGUGGAACUGGGGUCCCUGCAAGUCAUGAACAAAACAAGAAAGAUUAUGGAACAUGGAGGAGCUACCUUCACCAAUGCCUUUGUGACUACACCCAUGUGCUGCCCCUCCAGAUCCUCCAUGCUCACAGGGAAGUAUGUGCACAACCACAAUGUCUAUACCAACAAUGAGAACUGCUCUUCACCCUCCUGGCAAGCGAUGCACGAACCUCGGACUUUUGCUGUGUAUCUUAACAACACUGGCUACAGAACAGCCUUUUUUGGAAAAUACCUCAAUGAGUAUAAUGGCAGCUAUAUCCCUCCUGGGUGGCGAGAAUGGCUUGGAUUAAUCAAGAAUUCUCGUUUCUAUAAUUACACUAUUUGUCGCAAUGGCAUCAAAGAAAAGCAUGGAUUUGAUUAUGCAAAGGACUACUUCACAGACUUAAUCACUAACGAGAGCAUUAAUUACUUCAAAAUGUCUAAGAGAAUGUAUCCCCAUAGGCCCGUUAUGAUGGUGAUCAGCCAUGCUGCGCCUCACGGCCCAGAGGACUCUGCCCCACAGUUCUCAAAACUGUACCCCAAUGCUUCCCAACACAUAACUCCUAGUUAUAACUAUGCACCAAAUAUGGAUAAACACUGGAUUAUGCAGUACACAGGACCCAUGCUACCCAUCCACAUGGAAUUUACAAAUGUUCUGCACCGCAAAAGACUCCAGACUUUAAUGUCAGUGGAUGAUUCCGUGGAAAGGCUGUAUAAUAUGCUUGUGGAAACAGGCGAACUGGAGAACACAUACAUCAUUUAUACUGCUGACCACGGCUACCAUAUUGGGCAGUUUGGACUGGUCAAGGGAAAAUCCAUGCCAUAUGACUUUGAUAUCCGUGUGCCUUUCUUUAUUCGUGGUCCAAGUGUAGAACCAGGAUCAAUAGUCCCACAGAUUGUUCUCAACAUUGACCUGGCUCCUACGAUCCUGGAUAUUGCUGGGCUUGACACCCCUCCUGAUGUGGAUGGAAAGUCUGUUCUCAAGCUUCUAGAUCUGGAAAAGCCAGGUAACAGGUUUCGAACAAACAAGAAGGCCAAAAUUUGGCGUGAUACAUUCCUCGUGGAAAGAGGGAAAUUUCUGCGUAAAAAGGAGGAAUCCAACAAGAAUGUUCAGCAGUCAAAUCACCUGCCUAAAUACGAGAGAGUCAAGGAACUGUGCCAGCAGGCCAGAUACCAGACAGCCUGCGAGCAACCUGGGCAGAAGUGGCAGUGCAUCGAGGAUACAUCUGGCAAACUGCGAAUUCACAAGUGUAAAGGCUCCAGCGACCUGCUCACCGUCCGGCAGACCACGCGGAACCUCUACUCUCCGGGCUUCCCAGACAAGGAUAAAGAGUGCAGUUGCGGGGAGCCUGGCUAUCGAAGCAGCAGAAGCCAGAGGAAGAAUCAAAGGCAGUUCCUGAGAAACCAGGGGACUUCCAAGUACAAGCCCAGAUUUGUCCAUACUCGGCAGACCCGUUCCUUGUCGGUCGAGUUUGAAGGUGAAAUCUAUGACAUAAACCUGGAAGAGGAAGAAUUGCAAGUGUUGCAACCAAGAAACAUUGCCAAGCGCCAUGAUGAAGGCCACAAGAGACUAGGAGGUCGACAGGCUGCUAGUGGUGGCAACGAAGAUGUAAUGCUGGCAGACACUGGCAAUGCCGUGGCCCUGCCCACCACCGUCCGAGUGACACACAAGUGCUUUAUUCUUCCAAAUGAUACAAUCCAUUGUGAGAGAGAACUGUAUCGAUCAGCCAGAGCCUGGAAGGAUCACAAGGCAUACAUUGAUAAAGAGAUUGAAGCUUUGCAAGACAAAAUUAAGAAUCUGAGAGAAGUGAGAGGACAUCUGAAGAGAAGAAAGCCUGAGGAGUGUGAGUGUGGUAAGCAGAGUUAUUACAACAAGGAAAAAGGUGUCAAAAAGCAAGAGAAGUUAAAAAGCCAUCUUCACCCGUUCAAGGAAGCAGCUCAAGAAGUAGACAGCAAACUGCAGCUCUUCAAGGAGAACCGGCGGAGAAAGAAAGAAAGGAAGGAGAAGAAGCGCCAGAGGAAGGGGGAGGAGUGCAGUCUUCCAGGCCUCACCUGCUUCACACAUGACAACAACCACUGGCAGACGGCCCCCUUCUGGAAUUUGGGAUCCUUCUGUGCUUGUACAAGUUCUAACAAUAACACCUACUGGUGUUUGCGUACAGUUAACGAGACACAUAAUUUUCUUUUCUGUGAGUUUGCAACUGGAUUUUUGGAGUAUUUUGAUAUGAAUACAGAUCCUUACCAGCUCACAAAUGCGGUACACACAGUAGAACGGGGUAUUUUGAAUCAGCUUCAUGUACAACUGAUGGAGCUCAGAAGCUGUCAGGGGUAUAAGCAGUGCAACCCAAGACGAAAAGGCCUUGAAGUCGGAAAUAAAGAUGGAGGAAGCUAUGACCUACACAGAGGACAGUUAUGGGAUGGAUGGGAAGGUUAAUCUGCCCAAUCUCACUGCAGAUGUCAACUGGCAAGGUCUGGAGGACUUAUACAGUGUGAACGAAAGCAUCUAUGAGUACAGACAAAACUAUAGACUUAGUCUGGACGACUGGACUAACUACUUGAAGGAUGUAGAUAGAGUAUUUGCACUGCUGAACAGCUACUAUGAGCAAAAUCAUACCAAUAAGACUGACCCUGCUCAGCUGGAUGGGUUCCUGGCUUUAUCUGCUGAGCUGUCUGUGCCAGUCGAGAUGGCCUCCGCUGAGUCAGCUGAAGACCCAAUGCAUAUGGCUGGGGAAACACCUCACUUGACCUUGCCAGCUGACCUUCCAACCCUGCACUUGAACCAACUAAUAUUCAGUCCGGAGAGUAAACUUGAAUGGAGUAACGACAUCCCAGAAGUUACUGCGUUGAAUUCUGAACACUGGAGGAAUCAUAAAACUGAGACGUGGAUGGUGCAAGAAGAAAUGAAUCACCUUGAAACAGAUUUCAGUGGCCAUGACAUGACAGAACUCGUGCUCCAGUCCAGCCCCGGGCUACAGAAAGAAUUUUCCCAGGAUGGUGGUCCAAACGAAGAUGUUUCCGAAGGUGGUCUGUUUCUCCCUGUGCAUUCUGGUGUUGAUUCUACUCGCCUGAGGACCAGUGUGUCCACCAUGAAACAGCUUAUUAACUCCAGCAGUGAGGACAGGAUUUCAAAUGAGGUGGAGAAAGACCACAAAAGACAGGACUUCCAGAGCCAGGAAGGCAGUGCCUCCUUUCCACUCUCCUCUGAUUAGGUGAAAUUACUACUCUGCCCUCAACACAGUAUUUUUUUUUUUAACUUCUUUUCUCUUUCUUUCUUUUUCUUUUCUUUUCUUUCUUUCUUUUUUUUUUUUUUUUUUUUUAGUAAUAAAGGCAAUCACAACAACAAACAUUCCAAGCUGCCGUAGUAGAGAUUAGUGUGCAUGUGAAAGAUACCCAUACAGGACUAUUGUUAUUCACUAUCUGCCAAGAGUAGAAAGGUGGGCUUGUGCUUAUCCAUUUGCUUUUUGGGGGGCCACUAAGACAGUAUUACCUUUCAAAAGCUGUAGGCCACACGCAUAUAUAAACGUUAUCCAAUCAAGAUAGCUAGAAUUGUGCCUUUCUGAGUGUCAAAACCUGACAUUCUCAAUGAAGACCUUUAACACAGUUUUCCACUGCCUCCAUAAUGUGGUCUGGAUUCCUUUGCAGCCACUGGAAUUUUUCAGUGUCAUCAUUUUUGGUUCAGUGAUUUUUGCACUUUGAGAUCAGAAUGCCAUAUAGUCUUUGUUUUGUCCUUGCCUUGUCAAUAGUCUCACUGCUUAUGGUAGUGCGACAACGUGAGAGACACCGUUCUCCCCCAGGGGAUGACACACAGUAUGGAUGUCAUAUUGUUGAGUAUAUGCUUUUGCCAGGAAAUAUUGCAUGUGUUUUACCUCGACUUGCUAAAACUGAUUAGCAGAAAGGCAUGACUAAUGAUGUUGGCAGUAAAAAUAAAUAAAUAAGCAAAGCAAAGGUUGCCUGCUCUCUCUGUACCUGGUCCAAGAGUGUCCAUCAAAUGCUUAAGAUUGCUAAAUUUUUAUUUUCUUAAUAAGUGAAAAAGACUGGGAAAAAAAAAAACACAUUUGUUUUUCUUUCUUUUGUUUUCUUGACCUGGAUUCAUUGUUUCAACAUUGAGCUUCAAUGCUGGGAAAAAUAUGUUUAGUUUUGAAUUUAUGCAAGAAAUUUUUAUUUGGCAAAACAAACUUGUGAAUAUUUCAUAAUUUAAACACACCAUAUGUGUUGUGUGAUUAUUUUUAAGGCCUUCACAAAGUUCUGCUUUUUUUUUUCAAAGGCAUCAUUCAAAACUGCUUUAGAAAAUCUGUGUCCUUGAAAAUAUUCUAGUCAUGAAUUAUAUUUUUGAAUACCAGCAGAGAGAUUACCUCAUUGAGAGUUGUCAGUAGUUGAAUCAACUCCCCACAGUUAUUUUUGUAGCUUAACAGUGCUUCUCUUUCAAUUUUAGAUAAUUCAAAUACAUAAGUAAAUUGGUUUCUUUAAGUGUUUAAGACAAACUCUUUUAAAGAAAAUUUAAUGUGUUAUAGCUGACUCUUUGAAAACUUUAAGUCUUUAUCAUAGAAUAUGUACAUAUGUUAAAAUUAACUAGUUCGUUAUCAGAUGUGUGCGUACCGACUGAAUGACAAAAAAUCAUAUUUAUGGUCAUGAAUGCUGUGCUUUGUAAAAAGGUCUCAAGUUACUAGGAAACAUACUGUGCUUUUUUAAUCUUGUGUAAUAUUCCAUGAUACUUUUAUAGAACAAUUCUGGCUUCAGGAAAGUCUAGAAGCAAUAUUUCUUGAAAUAAAAAGGUGUCUAAACUUUA